AUGGAGGGGCUAAGGUGUGUACAAAUAAACUUACAACACAAUAAGGCCGCCACUGCCCUUCUGGCUAGGCAGCUAAAAAGCGACAAGUUCGACAUUGCUCUUAUUCAAGAACCAUAUAUUUACAAGGGAGAGAUAAGAGGCUUAAAUGGUACUGGCGGGACGAUACUGUAUAUCUGCCCCGAGACCUACCUUCCCUACGAGGCGGCGGAUCCCAUCACCACACAACUGCGGGAUCUUGCUGACUACGGCAGCCGGGCGAACACUGACCUGAUCAUCGGCUGCGAUGCGAACGCACACCACGUCAUCUGGGGAAGCUCGGAUGUCAACAGAAGAGGAGAGAAGGUACUGGAAUUCCUGGUAAGCUCUUCACUACAACUCUUAAAUAAAGGCAAUGAGCCGACAUUCGUCAAUGCUAGGCGAGGUGAGGUCAUUGAUAUAACGCUAGCGUCCAACAACGCAAGUAAUAAAGUUAGUUCAUGGCAUGUCUCUGGGGAGAUUUCUUUAUCGGACCAUAGAUAUAUAUGCUUUAGGUAUACCACUAAAAUCAAAGUAGAAGUUAUACUAAAACGGAAUCCCAGGAAUACCAACUGGUUAUCGUUCAAGGAUGACCUUAAGGCGGACCUGGGAAACCCCAAUGGUAAGCUAAACUCUAUUAUUGACAUAGAACUUGAAGCUGACAAAAUAGGGCAAGCCGUCCAUACGGCUUGGACAAAUAACUGCCCGGAAAAGAAAAUCCUGGCGAAGAAGGUACCCUGGUGGAAUCCGGAGAUAGAAAAACUCAGGAAAGAAACUAGGGCUGUCUUCAACGAUGCCAAAAGAAGUAAUGAUUUUGAGCUCUACGCGCGAAAACUCACAGAGUAUAGCAAGGCAGUGAGGAAAGCGAAAAGGAAAGCGUGGAAAAACCACUGCGAUCAAAUCGGUUCCAUUCCGGAAGGCAUGAGACUCACGAAGGCACUAGCCACAACGAAGUCAGUCCCACUCACCUCUAUUAGAAGGAGUGAUGGUGGAAUGACUGAAACGGGGCUAGAGACCCUCAAGGUGAUGUUACAAAGUCGCUUCUACCUCCCAGAUCAUUGUGCGCGCGGCCCGGAGGGGCGCAGGGCAGGGCGGGCGCCGCCCAAAAUAGCUCGCACGUGCCGCUCGCCGCCGGCUGCCCACGCGCAGCCAAGAUGGCGGCCGCCCGAGUGUGCGCACGAGUACAUGCGCACGCGUGUGUGA
Messenger RNA from Leguminivora glycinivorella, 1218 nucleotides. RefSeq lists its product as uncharacterized. The record is from RefSeq and is a predicted model, not a curated record. The coding region runs from base 1 to 1218 and encodes 405 amino acids. Gene Ontology annotation, molecular function: catalytic activity. NCBI's taxonomy places the organism in Eukaryota, Metazoa, Arthropoda, Insecta, Lepidoptera, Tortricidae. The transcript has 3 exons.